AUGGAAGUAUACAUCGACGACAUGUUAGUCAAAUCACUCAAGGAGGAAGACCACGUCGCGCAUCUACGGGGAUACUUCGAACAAUUGAACAAGCACAACAUGAAACUAAACCCGGCAAAGUGCAGGUUCGCGGUCACCUCGGGAGAAUUCCUCGGCUAUCUGGUAACUCACCGAGGCAUAGAAGCAAAUCCCAAGCAGAUCAAAGCUUUGAUUGAGAUGCCCUCUCCGAGGACGAAGCGCGAAGUGCAGAGGCUCACAGGAAGAGUCGCCGCGCUAAACAGAUUUGAGUGGGACGAACGAUGCGAGACAGCUUUCCAGGAAUUGAAGAAUUAUCUGGCGAGCCCACCAAUCUUAGCAAAACCAGUCGAAGGAGAGCCACUCUUCCUCUACAUCGCAGUGUCUGCUACAGCUGUAAGCGGAGUGCUUAUCAGAGAAGAACGAUCCGAGCAAAAGCCCAUUUUCUACAUCAGCCAGACAUUAACCAACGCCAAGACUCGAUACCCCCAGAUCGAGAAGGUUGCCCUAGCCGUCGUAGUCUCGGCUCGGAAACUACGCCCGUACUUUCAAUCACAUUCGAUUGUUGUGUUCACUACGCUUCCCCUGCGCUCGAUCCUACACAGCCCUAGCCAAUCCGGUCGGCUCGCCAAGUGGGCAAUAGAGCUAAGCGAAUACGACAUCGAGUAUCGGAACAGGUCGUCUGCAAAGUCACAAGUGCUCGCAGAUUUCCUCAUUGAACUUCCCGUCGACGGCUCGUCGUCCAAACACGGCUCGGGAAUAGGAAUCCGCCUCACCUCUCCCACCGGAGAAAUAUUGGAGCAGUCUUUUCGCCUGAACUUCCACGCCUCGAACAACGAAGCGGAAUAUGAAGCAUUGUUCGCCGGCAUACGACUAGCGCAGGAAAUUGGAGUUCGAAAGAUAAGAACCUUUUGCGAUUCACAGCUCGUAGCAUGUCAGUUCAACGGAGAAUACGAGGCGAAGGACGGACAAAUGGGAGCUUACCUCAAAGUGGUCCGAGAGUUGGUGCAAAAAUUCGAUGAGUUCGAACUCACUCGUAUCCCCCGAGGAGAAAACACCUCGGCCGACGCAUUGGCAGCACUCGCUUCGACCUCAGACCCAGACCUCCGGCGAACGAUCCCAGUCGAAUUCAUCGAACGUCCUAGCAUCGAAGAGGUGGAAGGAGUUCGGCUGAUAAAUCCUCCUGAACAAGAACCAGAGGACGACGAAGCCGUUCCUAUGGACGAAGACGCCUCGCCGGCCGAGCCGGAGUACGGCUGCGACAAGGAAUGGCUCGGAGCUAUCCGAAUGUAUAUCGCCGAUGGAGAGACGCCAACCGACAAAUGGGAAGCCCGCAAACUAAAAGCUCAGGCCGCGCGGUAUGUCCUCGUCGAUGGCGAGGUGUUUAAGUGGAGAUUUUUAGGGCCUCUCAUGACAUGCGUCGAAGGACCGGAGGCAAGAAAGAUCAUGCACGAGGUGCACAGCGGUGCGUGCGGGAACCAUUCCAGCGGAAGGUCGCUCGCUAUCAAGAUUAAACUGCACGGCUACUUCUGGCCCACGAUGGUCAAGGACUGCGAGAAAUUAACGGCGAAGUGCGAGAAAUGUCAGCGGCACGCUCCAACAAUUCAUCAACCUACCGAGUUACUCUCGUCAAUUUCGUCACCUUAUCCGUUUAUGAGAUGGUCGAUGGACAUCGCUCGAAGCAGAAACGUUUUCUGCUCGUCCUCACGGAUUACUUCUCCAAGUGGGUCAAGGCCGACUCUUACGCAAGCACAAAGGAUGUUCAAGUCGAACACUUCGUCUGGAAAAUAUAAUCUGCCGCCACGGGGUCCCUUACGAGAUAGUCACCGACAACGGAUCCCAGUUCAUCUCAACACGCUUCGAAGCCUUCUGCGAAAAGUGGAAAAUCCGCCUCAGCAAAUCUACGCCAAGAUACCCUCAAGGGAACGGACAAGCCGAAGCAGCCAAUAA
This is a messenger RNA of Eutrema salsugineum, 1965 nucleotides long. RefSeq lists its product as uncharacterized. NCBI's taxonomy places the organism in Eukaryota, Viridiplantae, Streptophyta, Magnoliopsida, Brassicales, Brassicaceae. The record is from RefSeq and is a predicted model, not a curated record. The transcript has 2 exons. The coding region runs from base 1 to 1965 and encodes 654 amino acids. Gene Ontology annotation, molecular function: nucleic acid binding; RNA-DNA hybrid ribonuclease activity.